AUGCAGGCUGCGGGCCAGGCCCCUGAUGAGACCAUAUUCACGCACCUGGCGCGCGCCGCCGCCGCGCGCGGCGACCCAGACGCUGCCCUCAGCUUUGCUAGGGAGGUGGUGGCGGCGGAGCGGGGCGGCGGCGGCGGCGGCGGCGGCAAGAUGGUGGCGCGGCUGCGGACGUUCCAGCCAGCGCUGGUGGGUCUGGCGCUGGCGGGGCGCGCUGACGAGGCGCUGGCGGUUGCUGAUGAGCUGGCGGCGCUGGGGCGCGACUACCUGGACCUGACGGAGUCUGAGUACGCACUGCUGCUGGAGGCCGUGGCGCGGGGCGGCAGCUACGCGCAGUUCGCCGCCCUGCUUGGCCGCAUGCAGGCCGACCUCAACCAGCUGCGGCCCUCGACCCUGGCUCUGGUGGAGCGCUUCUUCGCAACGCCCGGGGCGGCGGCGGCGUUCGCGGAGGGCGGGCCCAUGGCAGGGCGCGGUGUGGGGUGGGAGGCGGCGCGGUGGGUGGCGGUGGACCGCUCCGGCUUCAGUGCAGACGCGGGCGAGCCCUUGGGCUGCAUCGACCUGUCGCCCGCCGGCUGGCAGUCCCUGCUGGGCACCAUAUUCGAUGCCAUGGGGGCGGCGCGGCACGGCACAGAGCAGGCCCGGAGGGACUUCGAGGCUUGGCUGUCCUGCCACGGGCCCUACGAAGCCAUCAUCGACGGCGCCAACGCUGCGCUGUUCGGCCGCCACGACCCACCCCACACGCUCGACCUCGGGCAGGUGCGGGCCGUGUGGGAUGCCGUUCAGCUCAGGUUCCCAGACCUCCGACCCCUCGUGGUGCUAUCGAGCGGCAAGCGGCGGGAGGUGGCGGCCAGGGACCCCUCCGACGCCGACGCCGCAUGGCUGCUGCGGCUGCAGCGGGAGCGGCGGCUGUACGUGACCCCGCGGGACUGCCAUGAUGACUGGUUCUGGCUCUACGCGGCCGUCCGAGCGGGGGAGAAGGGAGUUUUGGUGACCAACGACGAGCUCAGGGACCACAUAUAUGCGCUGCUGCGCCCAAAGCACUUCUUCCGGUGGAAGGAGCGCCACAUCGCGCGCUUCACCCUCCCGCAGCGCCCGGCCGCCGCACCCGGCCGCGCCGGCGCCGCCGCCGCCGCGUGGCUGCACCUGCCGUCGCCGUUCACGCCGUGCGUGCAGCAGCUGCCGGGGAGCGGCGCGUGGAUGGUGCCCGCGGCCGAUCGCGACGAUUGGCUGCUCAUCCGGCCCAGGGCGGGCUAA
This is a messenger RNA of Monoraphidium neglectum, 1251 nucleotides long. RefSeq names its product Pentatricopeptide repeat-containing protein. The record is from RefSeq and is a predicted model, not a curated record. NCBI's taxonomy places the organism in Eukaryota, Viridiplantae, Chlorophyta, Chlorophyceae, Sphaeropleales, Selenastraceae. Gene Ontology annotation, biological process: tRNA 5'-leader removal. The coding region runs from base 1 to 1251 and encodes 416 amino acids. Gene Ontology annotation, molecular function: ribonuclease P activity; protein binding. The transcript is spliced from 7 exons. Gene Ontology annotation, cellular component: mitochondrion.